Molecule: messenger RNA, 768 nt
Organism: Haemonchus placei
Lineage: Eukaryota; Metazoa; Nematoda; Chromadorea; Rhabditida; Trichostrongylidae
Source: the annotation of a GenBank genome assembly
AUGAUUCCAUCAUUAGUUGGUAUAGUUCUUUCAGCUGAUCUAGGGAGAGGGCACGCGCCUGAAAAUCUCACUGCUGCGAGUCGACUAGAUAUAUUUCUGGCAGAGGCAAAGAGAAAGGAGUUUCCCCUUGAAUAUACAUGGAUGGAUUGCGCCCUACGAGGAUACGGGGCAUUUGUUCUGUGGAUGCACUUACUUGUAUACCUCAUAUUCAAGUAUAUCCAUCGUGACAUUGAUGACGGAAAAGGUGAUAGCCUUCUGGAAGAGCAUCCUUUAACGCCAGGGAGAGCUAGCUUUUCUUCGAGAACGACUUCGGCUCGAAAAGUGAAAGUAUCUAAGGAAUCAACUGAUGAAGAAAAAGGUGAUACAAUCGAUUAUGUUGGAACACAAAAGAGCGAUCGCAUACCUGUUGACGUAAUAUGGGAGCAACGCCGAAAGCUUAUGAAAGAAUACCUCGAUGGUUACAAAAAAGAGCUUGCAGCGGGAUCGCAGAGUGCCGAAGUGGUAUGGGACAGGCAGCGCGAUUGGUUGUUGAAACAAGGAACCGCAGAAGCUUACGCAUCCAGGGAACUGAUGGCUUCCAAAGAGAAAAUAGGCUCCAAGGAAAAGGCAUCUGGUCAGGAAAUAUCGAAAGAAACACCCAAAAAGUCUAAGGAGACGACGAAGGACACAUCCCAAUCCGUAGAGUAUUUCAAAGUGACAAGGCCAAAAAUUGUGCCAUCGAAAGCCGAAAUCUUUUCCAAAGCACCGUCGGGUUUGGCUUGGGCUUAG